Molecule: messenger RNA, 1791 nt
Organism: Galleria mellonella (greater wax moth)
Lineage: Eukaryota; Metazoa; Arthropoda; Insecta; Lepidoptera; Pyralidae
Gene: Ak3
Product: GTP:AMP phosphotransferase AK3, mitochondrial
Exons: 1
Coding region: 410-1066 (218 amino acids)
Biological process (GO): nucleobase-containing compound metabolic process
Cellular component (GO): mitochondrion; cytoplasm
Molecular function (GO): ATP binding; AMP kinase activity
Source: RefSeq, a predicted model, not a curated record
CAUUGACAGUUUAGUGUGGUGUUGUUUCAAGGCAUUGGUAUUUGUUUUGAAAUUAUUUUCGAAAUUAUCUAUUUUUUCUUUUAAGUGUGUAAGAAUUUAUAUAUUGUAUAAUAAUAAAAAUCGUAUAAAAUGUGUGCAUAUCAGUAUGAGCCUGCGAAAUAAUACUUAUGUGUCUUUAAUUAUCGUAACUAAUCUAACCCUAUUGUAUUGAUUGGAUAAUAUUAUUUAUCAAUACAUUUUAUCAAUUAUGUUGAUAAUAAAAUAAUCUCGGCUGACUUCCACUCAUCGAUAAUAGAAGUGAGCUUGACUGUUAGGUGAGCAUAUUUAUAAAUACAAGCUUUACACGAAUGCGUGUAGCGAUCAAAGUACGCGUGAUACAAAGGUCAAACGACUUGUUUAAUCGCUCAACAUGACUAUAAAGACGAAAUUAUUGAAGCUACUGAUACUUGGAGCUCCAGCAUCAGGAAAGGGUACAAUAUCGUCUCGUAUAGUGAAGAAGUAUAAUGUAUCACAUGUAUCAAGUGGGGACAAGCUGAGGGACCACAUAGAAAAACAAACUGAUUUAGGGAAAGAAGUAAAGAAAUACUUGAAUGAAGGGAAACUGGUACCAGAUGAUGUAAUGAUAAAAUUCAUGAUUACCGAAUUAAAUAAGGUGAAUAAUAAGUCAUGGUUGCUGGAUGGUUUUCCAAGAACAGUAGCUCAAGCAGAUGCAUUGUGGAAAGUGCAACCAGUGGAUGUAGUGUUAAAUUUAGUAGUGCCCUUCGAGGUUAUUAUUGACCGAGUAAAGAACCGCUGGGUUCAUUUGCCUUCUGGGAGAGUUUAUAACAUUGGUUUCAAUACACCAAAAGUUGAGGGCAAAGACGAUGUAACUGGUGAAGAUUUAGUUCAAAGACCUGACGAUAAACCUGAGGCUGUGAGGAAGAGGUUGGAAAUAUAUGAAAGUGCAACAAGGCCUGUCAUCGACUAUUAUAGGAAUAAAAAUAUUCUCAAAGAGUUUGAAGGGCGCACAUCUGAUGAAAUAUGGCCAAAGGUAACAGCUUAUUUAGAUCCUAUACUAAUUAAGUGAAGUAUUUAUUUGUCUUUUUUUAUUUAUAUACUGUGUAGGGUUGGUGCUGUUAACAAUUUUAAUUAACAAAUAACUAGAUAUUGCACUAUUUGCCUAAUCCUGUAAGUAAAUCAUAAUACAUUUAAUAUAACAUAUUUUAAUUUUUUAUAUUAAAUAAACUUUUGGAAGCAUGUUGUGUAUUUAAAAAGUAGUAUAUAAGUAGGUAGUUAUUAAAUUUUAAAUAAUUUCUGAUUGUAUUAUGUUUAUUGACAUAUUUAUAUUUUAUUUAUAUUUAAACAUUUGUGGGAUCUUGCCAAAAUUAUAUAAAUAAUGAAAUGAAAAGGUAAAUGGUAUUUUUAUUUUAUACAAUUUUAUUUAGGUAUGCACCAAAUAUGAAUAGUAAUUACAUUGCAUACCAGAAUAGUGCCAGAAUAUUUUACCAAAGAAAAAGUUGUAUACAAUUGUUAUACUAAGAUGUCAUAAUUUACUAAUGGUCUUCCAAAAGUGGUUAAUAACAGCACAAUUUAUUAUACUGUAGGAAAUAAUUAGUGCCUUUGUAUGGCUAGUCUGUAUAAUAAUAAAUAUAGAUAAGCAUAAUUUUGUUAGCAUUAGGAAUGUUUGAUUCAAAUUUAUGUAUUCUAAAAAGCUCAAAUUAUUAUUUUUUAUUAUUAUACAAAACAUAGGUUUAAUUGAUGUAAUAGAUUUUUGUUGUGUAUUUGUUGAAUAAAUAAUUAUAAUUGUUAUAA